Messenger RNA from Phalacrocorax carbo (great cormorant), 6071 nucleotides. Lineage: Eukaryota; Metazoa; Chordata; Aves; Suliformes; Phalacrocoracidae. The record is from RefSeq and is a predicted model, not a curated record.
CAAUCCUUUCUUUUAAGUUGCUAAUGUACUGGAUGGAGAGUUAUCUGUCACGUAUUUUUUAGUGAAGCCUGUCCCUCAGCAUGUUGUUUAACCAGAACCGUCAAAUGCUUUCGGAGAGGCUGGAUGGCCACUGGGCUCCCGUCUGUGUGACGGCGGUGUGGUUCAAAACCCACUGCCUUUCUGACUGAACGGUUGCUGUUCUCGCUGACAGGAUGGAACUGGGCUCCUUGAACUGUUUCCUGGCUCCAAGCUGUGCUCUGCCCUUUGCAGUUCAGUUGUAUGGCCAGCACGGAGCAGGAGGUGGCAGGGACGCUUACUGUGUGCGCUUAAAAGUAUGUCUGGUUGUGGCUUCUUUCUCAGGGCGGCAUCUCCUGAGCUGUUGCAUGUGAAAUUACAAGGGAGGGCAAGCUCCAAGUCACGGUAGGCGUCUAACUCUGUGUUUAAUGGUCAAGAUUUGUUUGUUUGGUUACACAAACAAACUUAUUGCUAAUAUAUUUUAUCUUACUACUUGUUCCAGCCUGUAGCUGGCUGGAAGAGCCAACGUUGCAUUGGUGAUAGUCAGAUUUUCUUUUCCUUGUACUUUUGAUUGCUAUAUGAAUUGGUUUGCAUAGCAUGGUAAUAACUGACAUUUCCUUUCAGUGAGAUUCUUAUAUUACACUAGUUAUUUUCAUUUUAUUUUUGAAUUAACACCUUUCAAGCAUUUUAUAACCAUGAAUGUAAUUACAAAGGCCAGUCCUGUCAGUUCAAUGAAAACAUGAAGUAGGCUUGCUUCUUUGUUCUGUUGGAUUUUUUUUUUCCCUUUUGACUGCAGUAGAUCUUGCAUAUUUUUUUUUGUUUGUUUCACGCUAGAUUAGCUUCAAACUUCUGAGAUGGCUGCUUUUAUUUCCUCUUUCUGUUGGUAAAUAUGCUACUUUUUUCUUUUGCGGCAGUUCAGUGAGAAGUAAUGUUCCUCUGUGGUCCAGCUACUGUCUUCUGUAGGUAUAUUAUCUCUGUUCUCCAGCUUUUGCCAAGCUGGUUGAGCAGAGCUUUGAUCUUUUUGUCUGGCCAAAACAAGUGGCUAGGGUAACUUCUUAACAUGUUCAUGCUACUCUUAACCAGACACACUGCUUUUCCUAAGUGUUUGGCCUAACGUGGUGCCAUUCCUGAUCUCUGUUCUUCAAUGUGCAGUUUCAUUCUGUACUAAUAUUCUAAUUAUUGUGAGGGUUUUUUCCAAUUUUUAUAAGUUUUCUUUUUCUUGAUUGUAAAUCAUCACUGACACUUGUGGCUUGGCUGUAAUUUUUUUUUAAAUUUAAUUGACGGAUCACGUGAACUACAGAACGUCUCUCCAAACGUCUGUGUCCUUUCAGUGAUAAGUAUCAAGAUGUUUGAGAGCUAUGGAGGAAAUAUGCAUUGGACAAUUGGAAUAACCUGCCUAAGGGAAAUACAUCUUCCAGACUUUUUUCCCUUAGAGCUAAGUUAAGCCUUGAAGUAACGGCAUUUAUAUCUCCUUCCCACACUCCCCUUUAAGUACUUAAAUUCACUUAAAAUUCUUCUUGAGUGUCUUUACCUUUUGUUUAUAUGGACAAAGAGCUACAUUAGUAUUUCUGCUAUAUUUUUUUUGUGUUUGUGGAACUUCUUCCUCUGUCUUACUUCAAAAAUUCCUGCAAAACUGAGUUUAGUUAAAAAAAGGUCUUCCUUCGUAGUUUACAAGCUGCCUAGUCUAUGUGGGCUAUCUGGAAAAGAAACGUGUCAGAGUAAUAUAGUAUCCCUAGGAACACAGGGUGUUUUAUUUGAUCCAGUCAUCUUUUGUCAUGUCAUCAGCAUAGUUCAUGGGGAGCUUGUUGUCUUUGGUCUGGGUCAUAAAAGACUGCUGAAAAUUAAACAAUUUAAAACGAUCUUAAAUUACUUGACAAAGCUUGCAGGGCGUUAGGGCAAAGUAAGGAGACAACCUGCAUCAUCUUCAUCCUGUGCUGAUGCCCAUGUCAUGAGCACUCUUCAGGGCAAGAGCAGUACUUCUGUUGUCUCUUCAGGGCAUGGGUGUACUAGGCUACGGAUGCUGCCGGUUGCGCUUCUUAACCUUCAAGGCAAGGCACGGAAGUCAGCGUUUUGAACUUGCCAUUUUUAUUUCCCCUUGUUCAGUCAGUUUUGUGAAGUUGAAAUUUACAUUCCUACAACUACCUGUGCUUACAAUAGUAUUAACUGCCACAUUGCUUCUGAAUUGUGACCUGUUAAGCUUACAACCAUCGAUCAGCCACCAAUGGCUGGACGUAGCUCUCAGGAAGGUACAGAGCAAGUGCCAGAACACACUUUCAUGGGACCUUAUGCUUCCACUUCGCUGAGCAUGGAGAGGGAUGUGGAGCAGUGAUUUGGUAACGUGAAAAAAGGAGGGAUUUGCUGUCACCUCUUCAGUUGUCUGUCUGCAUUUUUCCCCUUUUACUCUUCUGCCCAAGCUGUUGAAUCUCCUCUUGAACUGGGAAUUACCAUCAGUGAUGUCAGAUGGGUUUGGUGUCUUGAGUCAUAUCUGGUGCCCUGGAAUAUUCCCUAUGAGUCAUGGAAAUUAUUUACAUUUGGUAAACUUGCCCAGAAAUGGGAGAAGAUACGAUAAAUCCACAUCUACUGGCUGCAUUAUCAGGGCAGAUUAUUUGUCAGUACCUGAGGACUUGAUUAAUCCGGUAAAGCUAAAAGGCCUUUGAAUAGGCAGCAAGUAUGAUGAAAGAAGAGAAUACAGAGGGAUGCAUGGGCCAGUGGGUGUUGGCAGUCAUAGCUUUUAUCUCAUCCCUACAGUACUAACACAUAUCUGCCUUUCUGCUGACUGGGGGCUUGUUUAAACUUUUCUUAUGUUAAAGACUUGGCAUUCAGCUUUAUUAAUCAUACCAGGCAUCCUUAUGCUACUGUCAUCCCUAAAAUAUUUCUUAUACUAAAAUUUGAAAGAAUAAAUGUUCUGUCCUUAAUUAUCUUCAUUCUUUCCGCUUUCUGUAAUGAUGAAAAGUAACAGGCGUGGCCUGGUAUUUAGAUGUUGGUAUCAGUGCUAUAUAGAAAGAGUUGGUGUUGUACACCAGUAAACUUAUUACCUCAAUGGACUUGUUUCUCUGCUCACAAUUAUGUGUUACGUGUCGCAUUUCUGUGUUAGGCCUUGUCAUUAUGCAUUAUUAGGAGCUCAAAUUUAGCUGAUUGUUAGUGUGACCUACAAGUUCUUCGUGGUACCUGCCUCCUACAGCAGAAUUUCUUUAUAAACACAAGCCUUAGGUUUUUUGCAUUUCAGUAUGAUCAGCUGGAUGCUUUUAGUCUGUACCUAGUCUACCAGAGUUAAACGCACUGUCCAUUGGAAACUGGUUUCUUUCUCUUUAGUUUUAUUAGUUAGUAUUGUGUUAUCGGUAGUUAUUUUCUACAGUAUAGAGUUUAAUUCACUUAAGUUUUAUGGGUGGCAGAACAUUUGUGUCCGUUCUCAUUAGCAUAACACUGUGGCUGAAAUUGAGUAAGUUUUUUGUGUUAGAAGUGGCUGCCCAGAGGAAAGGGAUUUUUGAGUGAGUCCUUGUAUAUGGCGAGAAGCUUCCAGCAAAUAGGAUGCUGAUGGGGUCCCUAGUGGGGGAAGAGAAGGCGAGACAAGUACGAGUAGGAAAAGCUGUGAAAUGGCCAGGACUUUGAGGCAAUAUAAGUGGAAGAUGAGUCUGGGUUUGCUAGCCAAAUCUCUCUAUUAACUUUUACCUCAAGGGGAGGAUUGGAUCAGCUGAAGGUGAAGUGAUCCUGGGUAUGUGGCCAGUUGAUGGUGAAUAGUCAUGGUUGAUGAUUCUACCCCCUUUCUUCUUUCCUGUGAAUCAGCGCAAUGUCCCAGGGAUUGAUAGUGCCUACCUGGCCAUGGAUACAGAGGAAGGUGUGGAAGUUGUUUGGAAUGAGGUUCAGUUUUCUGAACGGAAGAACUUUAAGCUUCAGGAAGAAAAAGUCAAAGCAGUGUUUGACAACUUAAUUCAGCUGGAACAUCUGAAUAUCGUGAAGUUUCACAAAUACUGGGCUGAUGUGAAGGAGAAUAAGGCCAGGGUGAUCUUCAUCACUGAAUAUAUGUCUUCAGGGAGCUUGAAACAGUUCCUGAAGAAGACAAAGAAAAACCACAAAACUAUGAAUGAAAAGGCCUGGAAGCGAUGGUGUACCCAGAUCCUCUCUGCUCUCAGCUACCUCCACUCCUGUGAUCCCCCAAUCAUCCAUGGUAACCUGACCUGUGACACCAUCUUCAUUCAGCACAACGGACUGAUCAAAAUUGGGUCAGUGGCACCGGACACAAUUAACAACCAUGUGAAGACCUGUCGUGAGGAGCAGAAGAACCUGCACUUCUUUGCCCCAGAAUAUGGAGAAGUUGCCAACGUCACCACCGCUGUGGACAUUUACUCCUUCGGGAUGUGUGCACUGGAGAUGGCGGUUCUGGAAAUACAGGGUAACGGAGAGUCGUCUUACGUCCCCCAGGAGGCCAUUAACAGUGCCAUCCAGCUGCUGGAGGACCCCUUGCAGAGGGAGUUCAUUCAGAAGUGUCUAGAACAGGACCCUGGCAAGCGUCCUACUGCCCGGGAACUCCUUUUUCAUCAGGCGUUGUUUGAGGUGCCAUCACUAAAGCUACUGGCUGCCCACUGUAUUGUUGGACAUCAGCAUAUGAUUCCUGAAAACGCUUUAGAAGAAAUGACCAAGAACCUUGACAUGAGUGCAGUGUUGGCAGAGAUCAAUCAUGCGGACAGGGAAGGAGUCAAAAUGAUCUUCUCACAGUCUCCGGCAUUAGAGCUGGACAAGUUCCUGGAAGAUGUAAGGAAUGGUAUCUACCCACUUACAGCUUUUGGGAUGCCGCGACCCCAGCAGCCCCAGCAGGUCGUGGUGAAGUCUCCCAUUGCUCCGCCAUCAGUGAAAACGCCGACUCCAGAGCCUGCUGAGGUCGAGACCCGCAAGGUGGUGCUGAUGCAGUGCAACAUUGAGUCAGUAGAGGAGGGAGUGAAGCACCAUUUAACACUGCUGCUGAAACUGGAAGACAAGUUGAAUCGACACUUGAGCUGUGACCUGCAGCCCAAUGACAAUAUCCAGGAGCUGGCAGCUGAGCUGGUCCAGCUUGGAUUCAUCAGUGAGGCUGACCAGAGCAGACUUACCUGUUUACUUGAAGAGGCAUUCAGCAAGUUCUACUACACCCGGAAUGGAGCCCUGACGGCAGUGACCGUGUCAUCUUAGCACCCCUCGGCUCCCAGGCGGCCAGUGCGGCUUUGUUGCCUGUGACCCCUCUGUGUCUGUCCAUCACUGUAGGGCAUCAGCAAGACCCCAGCUGCAGUGCUUGGAAGCUCAUCCUGCAUGUGCCGUGGCUGGGCUCAGCGACAAUCCUCCCUGCCCGCCUAUUAAAGGGGACUUUGUGCAUCAGUAUUAUUUCCAGCCCUGUUUUUGUUGGGAUUUUGCCAGGUGGUGCCGGGGAGCCGGGUCCUGGCUUGGGGUGUUCUGUAGCCCCAUUCAUGUGCAUGGAGUUUGUUCUGUUUGAAUUGUACAAAGUGUCUUUUGCACAGCACAGAAAUGUUGUUUUUUCUUUUUUGUUGUUUUAUUUUUUUUUUUUUUUUAAUUUAAAGGUAAGCAAGGGGGGGGGGGGGCCUACGCCCUGCCCCUCUCUGCACCCCACUCCGCAACGGCCUCUGGCACCAGUCACUACCCUCCUUCCCGGGCAGAGGGAGCCAGGGGUAGCCGGGCUCCCACAGCACCUGCCUGGUGCUUUGCCUGCCUCUUCGGCUCCCUGUGGCUGCACUUUGUUUACUCGUUUUGCACAGCCGCGCGGCCCUGCGCUUCGGCACGGCCCGUAGGUGCAGGGCGGCGACGCGUGCUGACCCGGGGCCGCGGCCCCUGCAGCCGCCGGGAGCCCAGCGGGGCCGGAGCCGCCCUGCUGCCCCGGCGCCGCGGCCGCUGCGGGCCGCUGCGGGCGGCGGGGGCUGCGGCGGCCCCGGGCCCUGCCCCCGCGCCCCCUUCCCGUCUCGGCGGGGUUGGCGGGGCUGAGGCCGCGGCUCCGCGGGCCUGGGUUGGGCGCGGCGCCGCUCCCGCAUCUCAUUUCUAUCAUUUCCUAUUUUUAAUAAACUGUUUUGUAAAUA